UUUCGGCUGAUCUCUUUUUUCGACGCAGGGACUUCGCUGAGGCGGAGGAAAGUAACACUGAGGCAGCAAAGCUUUAAGUGGUGACGUUGCGCUCAUAUAUUAAGUAUCAUUAACGAUUCGAUCCCAUUGCAUAUAUACCGUCGCAGAAAAUGGUGAAACAGGUACGGAAGGUUAUUCUAGUGACCGGUGGCACGGGUUUGGUGGGGAAAGGGAUCCAAACUGUGAUAGCUCAAGAAGACAAAUGCCCGGAUGAAGAGUGGGUAUUCCUCUCGUCCAAAGAUGCUAAUCUACUCGAUGAGGCCGACACCCGACGCAUCUUUGAAAAGCAUCAACCCACUCAUGUCAUUCAUUUGGCCGCAAUGGUGGGAGGCCUAUUCCACAAUAUGCGGGCCAAUCUGGAUUUCUUUCGAAAUAACAUGAUGAUGAACGACAAUGUCCUGAAAAUGAGCCACGAGUUCGAGGUGAAAAAAGUGGUUUCGUGUUUGUCCACGUGCAUUUUCCCGGACAAGACCACCUAUCCCAUCGACGAAACCAUGGUCCACCUUGGCCCGCCUCACGAUAGCAACUUUGGUUACAGCUACGCCAAGCGGAUGAUCGACGUGAUGAACCGCGGGUAUGCUCAACAACACGGUUGUCAAUUCACAUCCGUGGUGCCUUGUAACGUCUUCGGCCCUCAUGAUAACUUCAAUAUGGAAAAUGGACACGUCAUACCAGGCUUAAUUCAUAAGGCGUAUUUGGCCAAGCGGGAUGAGAAAUCCUUUGAAAUAUGGGGUACUGGUAAACCCCUCCGACAAUUUAUCUACUCAUUGGACCUGGCCCGUCUCUUUGUGUGGGUACUUAGGGAGUACACGGAAGUGGAGCCCAUUAUCUUGUCUGUGGACGAGGCCGAUGAAGUUCCAAUCGGCGAUGUGGCCCAAGCCAUCUUGAAGGCGUUUGAUUUCCAAGGCGAUGUGAUCUACUUAACUGAUAAAGCGGACGGUCAGUUUAAGAAGACGGCCAGUAAUGCCAAAUUGAGACGAUAUCUUCCGGACUUCAAGUUCACUCCAUUCAGCCAAGCCAUCCAAGAGUCGGUGGACUGGUUCAAGGCAAACUAUGACUCUGCCAGGAAGUGAACAAAAACCCUGUCAUUGAUCUUCUUCGAUUUGCUAUCUAAUUGCUCGUGCACUUUUUUGUGAAUUGUGCUAGAUGAUUUUUUCUGUUACCAACCAUCGAUGUCUGCGGUAUGUGUUCUCUUCUCUAUGUUUGGAACAGAAAAAUUACAUGCCAGCUCCAAAUUGAAAAUUGCA
Messenger RNA from Tigriopus californicus, 1286 nucleotides. It is a transcript of the gene Gmer, whose product is annotated as GDP-L-fucose synthase-like. The transcript is spliced from 5 exons. Gene Ontology annotation, molecular function: GDP-L-fucose synthase activity. The record is from RefSeq and is a predicted model, not a curated record. Lineage: Eukaryota; Metazoa; Arthropoda; Copepoda; Harpacticoida; Harpacticidae. Gene Ontology annotation, biological process: nucleotide-sugar biosynthetic process. Bases 150 to 1112 code for a protein of 320 amino acids.